AUGAAUGUGAUCAAGCAGAUGCUGUCUCUGGCCUGUAUCAUCCUGUCCUGCCUGGGCAACGGGAUGACGCUCAUCGGGGUCUACCUGCUGUCCGUGCAGACCGAGUUAAAGUUGACCUGGAAGACCGUCCCUGCCUAUAUGUUGAUCCUCUUCGGCCUCAUGGUGGUCCUCAUCGGGUUCUUCUGGAACAUCUGUCACAGCAUAAAGAGCAAGAUGUACCAGAGACGAGCACCUGAGCAGCAGAUCUACACCAUAGACAGACCAGGCUCCUUUCCCCCGUCGUACGAGGACUCCCAGCUAGGCCAGGUCUCUUCGGAUGCACCCCCCGAGUCUGCGGUUGUGGAUGUUGAGAUGAGCCUCGCUCCUCCUCUGUACAGCCAGGACAGCUCAGAGGCCCCGGACUGCACGUGGAGCUGGGAGCAGCCUCCUCGGUACAGUGAGGUGGGGCAGCAGGGACAGGGGGGUGCAGAGGAGCUGAGGGGAGAAACGUUGUCCCCCCCCACUGACUGAGAGAUGAGAU
This is a messenger RNA of Hippoglossus stenolepis (Pacific halibut), 520 nucleotides long. Its product is annotated as transmembrane protein 252-like. Bases 1 to 510 code for a protein of 169 amino acids. The transcript is spliced from 2 exons. NCBI's taxonomy places the organism in Eukaryota, Metazoa, Chordata, Actinopteri, Pleuronectiformes, Pleuronectidae. The record is from RefSeq and is a predicted model, not a curated record.